Molecule: messenger RNA, 420 nt
Organism: Uncinocarpus reesii 1704
Lineage: Eukaryota; Fungi; Ascomycota; Eurotiomycetes; Onygenales; Onygenaceae
Exons: 2
Coding region: 1-420 (139 amino acids)
Cellular component (GO): nucleus; cytoplasm
Molecular function (GO): protein binding
Source: RefSeq, a predicted model, not a curated record
AUGGCGCCGACGCUGAGCGACAGGAUCAGGCAGGACGAUGAGUCAGGGAAGAAUGCUCUGCAUUAUGCCGUGCAUGGCAAUCCAAAAACAGUUCAAUUCCUUCUUGAGCAUCAGAUUGACCCAGACGCCAUGGAUAAGAAUGGAAUGACCCCUCUAUACUAUGCUGUGAACGGCCUCAAAGUUCCUCAACCAGGUGAUAGGCGGGUCACUUCCUACAUUCAGAUUAUCAAGUUACUGAUAGAUGCUGGGGCCGACCCAUGGCUUCCCUGCAGGGGUCGAACACCUUUGGUGGACGCUCUCUUGUGCGAAGAACCUAUAAGGAUUGUGACGCUCAUGCUUCCAGAGCUCUUGGUCGUACGACACAACAUUCAGGGACAUAGCAGGACUAUGAUUGAGUCUGUGAUCGAGACAUGUAUAUAA